Aphidius gifuensis is the source of this 1002-nucleotide messenger RNA. RefSeq lists its product as uncharacterized. The record is from RefSeq and is a predicted model, not a curated record. The transcript has 2 exons. Bases 1 to 1002 code for a protein of 333 amino acids. Lineage: Eukaryota; Metazoa; Arthropoda; Insecta; Hymenoptera; Braconidae.
AUGGUUGAUGAAAGUGUAUUAGCAAUCAAUUCACCAGUUCAGUUUGAUGAAAGUAUUUCGCAUUAUGAAUUUCAUGCACACCAACCUUAUGGAUCAUCAACUCCAACAAAAGUUAAAUUAGUUCACAAUGCAAUGUGUCAUAUGUUUGAUGAAAUUCGAUAUGAAAUUAAUGGUAUAGAAGUUGAUAAAUCAAAAAAUGUUGGUGUUACGAGUACAAUAAAAAAUUAUCUUUCAAUUAAUUCGUCAACUAACUUGGAAAAUGCUGGAUGGAUGAGUAUCGAUGAAAAUGUACAGUUGACAAAUACUGAUGGAUAUUUUGAUGUAUGUAUACCAUUGAAAAUGGUUCUAGGAUUCGCUGAAGAUUAUAAAAAAAUUAUUGUAAAUGCGAAACAUGAAAUUAUUCUGAUACGUUCACGUAAUGAUAUCAAUUCAAUAAUUCCAAGCGAUGAUACAGUCGUUGUCGAAGAACAAAUUGACAUCAAUAUUAUGAAAAUAGAGUGGCUUAUACCAUAUGUCAUGUUAUCAAAUAAACAAAAAAUUGAAAUGAUGAAAUAUAUUCAAAAAGAUCCAUUAAUCUCUAUAGGAUUUCGAUCGUGGGAAUUAUAUGAAUAUCCACUCUUACCAAGAACUAAUAAACAAAUUUGGACCAUAAAAACUGCAUCUCAAUUAGAAAAACCUCGAUAUGUUAUCCUUGUUUUUCAAACAAAUAGAAAAAAUCAAUGGAAUAAAAAUGCUAACAACUUUGAUCAUUGUAAUAUUAGUGAUGUUAAAUUACAUUUGAAUUCUCAAAUUUAUCCUUAUGGAAAUUUGAAUCUCGAUAUAAAUAAAAAUCAGUUUGCAUUAUUAUAUGAAAUGUAUGCAAAUUUUAGUGAAUCAUACUAUGGAAAUCAACAACAAUUUUUAAUUUCAAAAGAAAUAUUCAAAUCAAAAUUACCUUUUAUUGUGAUUGAUUGUAGUAGACAAAAUGAAAUGUUAAAAAGCGGACCCGUGAUGUACGUUUAG